Molecule: messenger RNA, 1323 nt
Organism: Colletotrichum truncatum
Lineage: Eukaryota; Fungi; Ascomycota; Sordariomycetes; Glomerellales; Glomerellaceae
Source: RefSeq, a predicted model, not a curated record
AUGACGGCCUCGAAGACCAACAAAGCAACGUUGGCAGACCUGCCCGUUCCACCCAACACCCCCAAUACAUUAACUACACCACGUGCUACAGCAAAACGGUUUGUCCUUGACGAAGAGAAUCUCGUUCCUGAUAUAACCAUUUUGAAAGGCAUCUUUGGCGACACUCUUUCCAAGUGCCCCAGAUUCAAGGUCAUCACCAACGACGUUGAUGCCUGCACUUUUGUGGUGGACCUGGAGGGCGAAUCCAAGUCGCCUGAAAGCUUCCCUACGAAAUUGUCAAUUCGAAUCGAAGCAGCUCAGCCCAAUAAACAGUUGUUUUGCUCAGCCGCUUUCCAAAAGAUUGCUCAUCGCAGGCUGCCACAUCUUAUUCCCAAAAUUUGGGGCGUAGGUUCUACGAAAGCCAGCGGCGGCCGUGAGCUGCAUUAUAUCCUGAGCCAGCAUUACCAAGAGGACGUCGUCACUGUAGAGUCCAUAUGGGAAAAGCUCAAUAACUCGGCCAAAAGGGCUCUCAUGGCUGAUGUUGUCAGCACUAUGUCCGACCUCCAAGGCAUUCGCUUGCGUGAACUCGACAAGGAAGACUGGGAUAUCCCAACAGAGAACCCGCUAACCUCUCAGGAUACUGAGGAUAUGCCAGCCGUUGGAAACUCCCACGUCGGCUGGUUCAAACAUAUCAAGUCGUUUCUGCUGGAAAUAUUGGACCCUGGCAAGGCCAAAUACGGUCUUGCCGCCGACGACGAGGGCUCGGUCGUACUCAGCACAAACUUCUCAGCAAAUGGCAUCCCCAAUCCGCAGAACAUCGAAUUCACGUCAGAUGACCUCGCUAUCCUCCAACAUGCCUGCGUCCUGUGCCACAACGACAUCGAGCCCCGCAACAUUCUCGUCCGUUUGAAGUGUACUGACUUUGGACUAGGCUGUGAGCUCGUCGCCAUUACCAAUUUCGACUCCGCAGGCUUCUUUCCUUUCGCCUACGAGACCGCACGCAAGGACACGGAUUUGGGUAAGAAGAAUAGGCACGGAGACUGGUACGAACUCUACAAGGAUUUCACGCGUUUGCUUCUGCGCGAACAUGCGGACCGUAAUUUCUUGAAGAUCGAGGAGAAGCUUAUUAAAGCAGUUGUCCUUGCGGAUCGCGGACAGAGACGGAGCCAAGCCUUCAAUGUCGGUAACCGUGUGCAGGAAAAGUGGUUGGAGCGCGAAGGAUUCAAGAGAAGUGAUAAUGCACGGGUAGGUUUUGUGAAAAGUGACGUUGCGACUAGAGUAUUUACGCAGGCUGAUGAUGAUAAGUUGGAAGAAGAGGCAUUGAAGGAGCUUGGGUACAUUUGA